AUGCACCGUCUGCGGGUGCGCGAGCUGCGCGGUCCCGUUUCGCGACGGCUGUUUUCAACGACGCAGAGACGCAGCGAUGUUGUCGAGCUCGCUUUCCACCGACACGACGCACCGGACACGAGCGUCAAGGGCCCGCCCAUUGUCCUCAUGCACGGUCUUUUCGGAUCGCAGCGCAACAAUCGCACGAUGAGAGUACAGCCGUCACUGACACGACCGUCCGCGUCUUCCUCUUUUGGUCACGUCUACAGACUCCUAGCCAAAGACCUCUCUCGUCCAGUUUACUUAGUCGACCUCCGCAACCACGGAGACUCCCCUCACUCGUCGAUCCACGACUACACGUCGAUGGCGGUCGACGUGGAGCACUUCCUGUCGACGCACUCGAUAUCCCGGCCGACGCUGAUCGGGCACUCGAUGGGCGCCAAGGUGGCCAUGACGCUCGCGCUGCGCCGGCCGUCGGCGUACUCGGCCCUGAUCCCCGUCGACAACGCGCCCGUCGACGCAGCCCUCAAGUCCGACUUCCACACCUACGUGCAGGCGAUGCGCGAGAUCGAGGCGCACCGCCCUCCCGUCACGAAGCAGUCGGAAGCUGACAAGAUCCUCGCCAAGCACGAGCCGGACGUCGCGAUCCGGCAGUUCCUGCUGACGAACCUCGUCAAGAAGGCCGCGGGAGGUGGCGGGGCGGACCGUCACCACGACCACAGGCACGCUCAAAAGACGGAGCUCAGGUUCAGGAUACCGCUGCACACCCUCGCCAAGGCGCUGCCGGCCAUGGCGGACUUCCCGUUCAAGGACCCCGACGAGGCGCGGUACGAGGGCCCGACCUUGGUCGUGCGCGGCACCCAGAGCCACUACGUCGCCGACGACACCUUGCCGGUUAUAGGCAGGUUCUUCCCCAAGUUCGAGCUCCUGGACUUUGACUGCGGUCAUUGGGUCAUGAGCGAGAAGUUUGAAGGGUUCAGAGCCGGCGUGGUCGAGUGGAUCACCCGCGUCGUCGAUGAGAGCUGA
This is a messenger RNA of Exophiala spinifera, 1005 nucleotides long. RefSeq lists its product as uncharacterized. Gene Ontology annotation, cellular component: mitochondrion. The transcript is spliced from 2 exons. The record is from RefSeq and is a predicted model, not a curated record. Bases 1 to 1005 code for a protein of 334 amino acids. Lineage: Eukaryota; Fungi; Ascomycota; Eurotiomycetes; Chaetothyriales; Herpotrichiellaceae.